This is a messenger RNA of Daphnia pulex (common water flea), 1752 nucleotides long. RefSeq lists its product as uncharacterized. Bases 1 to 1752 code for a protein of 583 amino acids. The transcript has 3 exons. The record is from RefSeq and is a predicted model, not a curated record. NCBI's taxonomy places the organism in Eukaryota, Metazoa, Arthropoda, Branchiopoda, Diplostraca, Daphniidae.
AUGCCUCCGAAACGAACUCUUACACAAGAGGAGAAAAAUGCAAAAGCUCAAAAACAACGAGAACGAAGAAAAAACGAAUCUCCUGCCGUUAAAGAGAAACGAUUGGCGGAACGACGAGAAUAUGAGAAGCAUAAACGUGAAAAAAGACGGCGACUGAAUCCUGCGGAACCUGACAGAAGAGCUGCGCAAGCUGACUUUGUGCCACCGGUCCAGGAAGGAGAAGGAAGAGCCCUUUUGGCUAACAGUCACCCACAUGCAACAAACUUUAUGAAGAAAAUACGGAACUACAAUUGUGCACUUGCGUUUGCCUCGAUCCAUGCCAAAGUUACUACUCCGCCUGGUAAGGGACCAUAUUGCUGUCGUAUCCAUGGAAUGAUGUACCACACGACGAGCUCUGUUGGUCAAGAUUCACAGACCCCACGAUAUGCUGAUCUUUACUUCAUGGAUUCGGCUCAGGCGACAAACAUCCGACUGCACAACGAGGCAAAUUCAGGCUGCGAGCGAUGGGUGAUGAUUGCAUUGGACACUAUGCUUCGCGAAGUAAAUCCGUACGCGCAUUUGUACAAAUUGAUGCGCCAACUCUUUGAAGAAGAACAGCGGAAUGCCGUAGCUGAGAAUAGAGAACAAUUUGCUGUUGCAAUGCUAAUUCACAAGUACAAAAGCCAAGAUCAAAGGCGAUACAAUAAUCCAACAAAUAAUGAGAUUGGUGUCGUUUUCAAAAGCGUUGAUGGAGCUCCUCCUUCAGAUCGAGACAUUUGCGGCCAUCUUCUGAUUCCGACAGGAGGACGGAGAUUCAUCCAAAUUGACCCAAACAAAUCAAUGUGCGACCCGAUGAGCUAUCCCUUGCUCUUUCCAAACGGUGACAGUGGAUGGAACCCAAACAUACUUUACAGAACGAAUGAUGAACGGGGGGAAGCAGAAGGAGAAGGCGACGAAGAAGAAGAUCCAGAUGUGGUAUCCAAUGAAAGGGGACCAGGUGGUGAAACUGCAACAGAGGAGGCUGAGGAUCAAGAAUUUGAUUUUGAAGAAACAGUUGGUGAUCCCGAAGAACAAAGCAUAAGCAGAAGACGUGGCAAAAGGACAAGAGUCACGCAAUGUGAUUAUUACCUCUACCGGAUGUCUAUUCGGGGCAAUUUUAACAUCAUCCUUUAUUCUGGGCAGCAUUUCCAGCAUUAUUUGACGUAUUCCUUCAUUAAGACGGAAGGAAACCGACUUAGAUAUCUACAAGAACAUCAGGCCGAUCUACAGGUAGCCAAAUACAACGGCCUGAUGGACUUUUUAAACAACAGAGCGGAAAGAGAAAAUCUUACCGUAGGAAUGACCUACAUUCUGCCAUCAAAUUUCAUAGGAAGUCCUAGGUUCAUGCAGCAAGCAUAUCAGGACUCAAUGGCCAUCUGCGCGAAAUUUGGAAAACCGACCUUCUUUGUAACAUUUACGUGUAACCCGAAGUGGCCAGAAAUCACAAACAGCAUCCCUUGGUACCACUCUGCUUCGGAAAGACCUGAUGUCGUAGCAAGAGUUUAUAACUUGAAGAAAAAUGAGAUAGUCGAAGACAUUCAAAAACGUCAAAUUUUCGGCGCAGUUACUGCAAGAACUCACGUUAUCGAAUUUCAGAAGCGUGGACUCCCUCACUGCCAUAUGCUCAUCUGGAUCGACGAACCCGACAUACCCAGAACAUCAGCCGACAUCGACCGAACUAGGCCUAUUUGUGCAGAAAUUCCUGAUAAGGAAAACCCACCCAAGAAUUUAUGA